CGACAAUUCCACCAUAAUAACAGUCGUCAACACUUCGCCGGUGUGGACAGUUGCAGAAAUAAUAGCUACGACUCUUCUUGUUUGUUGAUAGCGUUUUGUCGUUUGUGGUCACCACAGUAGUAGUAGUCGCGCUCACAGCAUAGUUCAUUUUAUCACAUAUUAUCGAUAGUAUGGCGGCAACAUUAAGUGUUAAAUCAGAAUAAUCCGAAUGAUCACCAUACUCAUAUGUGUGAAUUCAUGUGAAGAAUAAUAAUGAACGCGUAAUUCGUUUGUCUGAUUAACUGACAUUAACUGACGGAUUGUCAAUUAAUACAUGCAUGUUGCAUUUAUUAUACACAUGUGUGAUAUACAGUGUACAAGUGAAUCCCUCGUAUGAUUUCCAGCGGCCACAUCACAAUACGUCACAGAUCAUACGUCGCCCGCUCAGCAUCAGACGUUGGCCUUAUCAAUGAAAUAUAAUAUAGUGGCGCAGUAGCUAAAGACAUUCAAUUUUUAAAUAUGAUCGCUUUUAUAUUGUUAAAACAUACAUACAUACAUACAAAUAGUAUAUGCAUGCAUAUAUACUGUGAUUAAUUAGAGCGAUCGUGUGAUUUUGCUAUACAAGAAGAACGAAAAUAAUAAAAGUAAUUAAACACAAACAUUCUGACAUAUAUGAUUUUCUGUACAUACUACAUAUGUAUUAUUAAAUAGAGUUAAAAAUAUUAUAUAUAAAAAGUAUAAUACCAAAAAAUACAAACGCAAUUAGUUAAACCGAAAUGUUAGCUUCAGUGCUGAACUUUGUGCAAGGUGCCGUGGAGAUGUCUACCAUUGGUUGUGUUGAGUUGGCUUCGGUGGUUCUCAUCGUCUACUAUAUCUACGCCAAAACAAGAGCUUUGGAAAUCAUAGCCAAUCUAUUUCCUAAUUUGAAAUUGAAUAUCAAUUACCGUCCAUCGAUUGUAAAGUUCAACACCAUGGGCAAUGAACUGUUAACAACACUGCGUAGAAAUGUCCAAACGGAAACAAAACAGGCCAAUGCGCUCACACAUGCUCAAGGCACUAACAAUAUGUUGGAGUUGACACCACAUGCCGGUAAAAAGCCAUACCAUUCAAUGUUUGAUUGGGGUGUAUACUUCCCGUUUCUGGCACAAUGUCUGCGCAUAAAACGUUUUGAAUAUCCACAGGUGUCUGGUGCUGUACAAGAAGAUCUAAUGAUACAACAUGCUAUCAAACAAGCUGCAGAACAAAUGGUACGUGAACAGAGGAUUGAAUCACAUAGGACAUUGAAUUUAAAUGGUGAUUUAACAAAAGACACGGAAGAGGCAAAAAAAUACCAAGAAAUCUUGACAAGCCAAGAACGACGUGCCAAUAAUAUUUUAAUGAAUAUGCGUUCAACAUUGAACCAUUACUUGAUAAUGCUUACCUCAUGGCUGUUGUAUAAGCUGCUACCAUGCUUUUUAUCUGGCGUGGUUACGCACACAAGACAAAUAGAAACUUUGAAAAAGGCUUCGGAACGUGCACCUGGUAUUCCGUUAAUAUUCCUACCAUUGCAUAGGAGUCAUCUUGACUACAUUAUGGUUACUUUUAUUUUGACCAAUAAUGAUAUACGCAGUCCAUUAGUUGCUGCGGGUGACAAUUUACAGAUCCCGGUAUUCGGCGGACUCUUACGUGGACUUGGCGCUUUCUUCAUUAAACGAAAAAUUGAUCCUGUGGUAGGAAAAAAAGACAUUCUUUACAGAGCUAUUCUUCAGCAAUACAUACAACAUUCGCUAAAAAUGUCACACAACGUUGAGUUUUUCAUUGAGGGUGGACGCACACGCACCGGCAAACCCUGUAUGCCCAAAGGUGGUAUAUUAUCGGUAAUUGUGAAUGCCUUUAUGGACCGUAGUAUCCCAGAUGCGUUACUAGUUCCGGUUUCCGUUAAUUAUGAACGUCUUGUUGAUGGCAAUUUCGUACGCGAACAAAAAGGUGAAAAGAAGGUACCCGAGUCAUUCUGGAAAGCUAUGUCAGGAAUUUGGAAGACUUUGAACUCAAAAUAUGGACUUAUGCGCAUCGAUUUUAAUGAACCAUACUCCAUAAAAGAACUCGUCCAAUCAUAUAAUAAAGUCGCCACCGGUGAUAGUCAAUUCAAGGUGUAUCAACCCUCCGAAAGAAAACUACAACACAACCAAUCGACAUCAUCUUUAUAUGGUACUGACGUGGUAUGCGAAGAACACCGCACACUCAUCGAUAGCAUUUCAAGAGAGGUUGUGUAUGAUUGCGCUUCCGCCACAUCAGUAAUGUCUACAAACGCGCUGGCAUUUCUAAUGUUAACACAGUUUCGCAAAGGCGCCUUAGCCACUAAUGUCGCGUUGGCACUAGAUUCACUGCGUAAUCGGUUAAAAGGACGCAAAGACAUGGCAUUCGCAGGAGACUCUCUACAUAUUGUUAAUUAUUCUGCAGAUUUAUUGGGCGAAGGUUUGAUAACGCGUACGCAGGACGAACGCGGACAGACGCACUUAAAGCCAGUGCAAAGUACUGAAGCGUUAAUUGAGUUAUCCUAUUACUCAAAUAUGCUUACACCACAUUUCGCUUUGCAGUCUGUAUUGAUGAUAACCUUCCACCAAUUGUUGCUAGUAAGCGCAGAUGACAAAGCAACGGAUACCAAAACCGAAAAUAUGUCGGGAGUUUCGAGAAAAAAUCUCAUUGAUGCAGCUUUAGCGAACUGUGAUGUACUUCGUUACGAAUUUAUUUUACACAAGCCUACUCAAAUAUUAAGUAAUCUUUUGGAGAUUUCUUUGGAUGAACUGAUAGUGAACGAUUUUAUAAAGUUACCAGAGGUUAGAGAUGAACCAGAUAGCAAUGUCGAAAGUCGAAAAAUUGCACGCAAUAUAGCGGCGUAUUUAGAAGACAUAGAUGACACUGAAUAUGUAGACUACGAGCCGAAUGGGGAUAUUCACGAUGAGCAGCCCGAUCUAUUUUUGUCCAAUGACACGCUGACCGAGCAGAAAGCGAUUUGUGAAGUUUUAGCGCCGUUUAGUCACACAUAUUACGCGGUAGCUCAAUCACUUAGUAUUCUGUAUAAAAAUUCAAUGCUCGAAUCUGAAUUCAUCAAAUUUGUUAUUAAUAACAUAUCAAGUAAGGUGGAUAGUGGCGCUUGUCCAUAUGCUGAAAGCGUAUCUACAGAUUCUGUGCGAAAUUGCUUGAAACUUCUGGAAAAAUGGUCAGUGUUGGAAAUUUCGAAUGAUCAUGGUUUGCGUCUGUUAACGCUUGGUACGCUUUAUGAGACAUCCAAAGAAUCUGUAAAGACUAUCAUUGGCAGAAUAGCCAAAAUUGUGCCGCCAAAAAGCGGUCACCUGCCUUUUUGAACCUAAAACCAGCAUAUUGCCAAAUAAAAUAAGUGUUUAUUCCGCAAUGGAAGCGACGCUUUAUCCAUCGAGUCCUCAUACUCGUUGGAAGAUUUUAAAUAAUGCAGUUCAUUCAACGAAAUUAAGUCCAAAAUAUAUAACAAAAGCAAUGAAUUUUUCGACUGAGUAGCUUAGCUUAAUAAGUGAAAACCAUUUAAUAACUAUUCGAAAUAGUUUGAAUUUUCAUAACGAUAUUAUCGUUAUUCACACUGUCACGUGUCUCAUUUUUUAAAUAUUUCAUUUACAUGUAUAUUAAAAGUAGAAGCAAUGAUAUUAAGCUUUAGUUCCGAUAUUUAAAUGGGACUACGCAUAAAUGUACACUAUGUGACAUAACUCAUUUUUUGUAAUAAAAUUACUUUAGACUAAGAUCCUGUAAAAAAAAGUGAAAAUAAAUUUUUUUACCACACA
Molecule: messenger RNA, 3770 nt
Organism: Zeugodacus cucurbitae (melon fly)
Lineage: Eukaryota; Metazoa; Arthropoda; Insecta; Diptera; Tephritidae
Gene: mino
Product: glycerol-3-phosphate acyltransferase 1, mitochondrial
Exons: 10
Coding region: 756-3323 (855 amino acids)
Cellular component (GO): mitochondrial membrane
Source: RefSeq, a predicted model, not a curated record